AUGCCAUACUCCCUUCCCGGCCGGAAUGUCCUGGUCAUCGGUGGAUCCCGAGGAAUCGGUGCUAUUAUUGCUAAGAAGUUUGCGGCCGAAGGAAGCAAUGUCGCGAUCAAUUACAUGUCGAGCAAGGAAACCGCCGAGAAAGUUGCCGGGGAUCUUGCUGGGAAGUACAAUGUGAAGACGGUCGUGAUUCAGGGGGACGCUGGAAAGCAAUCCGAAGCUACAAACACCGUUAAAUCAGCCAUUGAACAACUUGGAGGUCUGGAUGUCGUGAUUUCGAACGCUGGCUGGACAAAGAUGACCAAUUUCGGGGAUCUGGACGCUAUGGAUGAUGAUGAUUGGGAUAAGUGCUGGAAUAUCAAUGUCAAGAGCAGCUUCUAUUUGUUCAAGGCUGCCAAGCCGACUUUUGAUGCCAAUCCCGAGGGUGGUGCAUUUAUUAUCACUGCUUCGACUGCGGGUAUCGUUCCUAGUGGCAGCAGCGUGCCAUAUGCCGUGACUAAGGCAGCCGUUAUUCAUCUAAUGAAGUGCCUUGCGCAGACCCAGGGUCCCAAGGUCCGCGUCAAUGCUGUGUGCCCUGGUCUCAUGCUCACCGAAUGGGUAUGUAUCCUGGUAUUCGAAGACAGCCGGAUCACAUUUCUGACAAUAUCGCAGGGUCAGCAAUUCACCCAGGAGAAAAUCAAAGCCAUGACAGACAAAAUGACACUGAAUAAGCUGCCCGAGGUAGAGGAUGCAGCGGAAAUGUACUUGUCAAUUGCGAAAAACUCUUCCAUGACUGGAGCAGCAGUUCAAAUCGGUAUGAACCCUGAUAUUCUAAAGCUAGGAUGCGGCUGA
Penicillium verhagenii is the source of this 828-nucleotide messenger RNA. Its product is annotated as SDR family NAD(P)-dependent oxidoreductase. The coding region runs from base 1 to 828 and encodes 275 amino acids. NCBI's taxonomy places the organism in Eukaryota, Fungi, Ascomycota, Eurotiomycetes, Eurotiales, Aspergillaceae. The record is from RefSeq and is a predicted model, not a curated record. Gene Ontology annotation, molecular function: oxidoreductase activity. The transcript has 7 exons.